AUGGUAUCACUUUUAUCCCCAGUGAAUAGUCCAUCCGUCCUGUCGACUUCACGAUGGGAUCCUCAGAUCCCACUGUUCAAGCUGCUGGCCAAACUACCUGACCCACAUCCCAGACAACCUACGGAUCUUGUGAUAGCGUUCGGCACAAUCUUCUUCAUGCAGUUGAUGCUCUCGACACCACAUACGGGUGGGUGGGGCUUGUUGAGGAUGGGGAUUGUAGCGCCAAUCUGUUUCGGGGCGUUCAUGUAUCUGAUAACGUGUCAGGUUGAGAAGGAUGAUAUGACUCAUUGGGGUGCUUCGAUCUUAUCAUUCAUAUACAUGAUGCGAAUAUUAGAGUAUUUCGUUUUCUUCCCUCCAGAACAACACUGUCAUCGCAUUAUUCCCAAAUCCCAUUUUCACCCACCCGUCGGACCGCUGGAACUACCAGUUCAUGGCAACGAUAAUCAGCCUUCUGAAGAUGAAAACGAAGUGUUGAUACCUGAACCUGUACCUCGACCAUUCACUUUAGCCAAAUUUUACUGGGCUGGUAGCCUCAUUUGGUCUUAUAGGGGUAUCGGAUGGGCACACCAAUGUCCUUUGCCCCGCUCUUCAACUCAACAUCCAUAUACCCGUAAAUCAUCGUUUAAAGAAUGGUUAAAAAUCCAAUUACCAUACUACAUCGCCACGUACCUUAUAGAAGAUCUUUGUCGAGCAAUACGGAACGUCAUAGGAAACGAUUUCUUCUCAGGCCCGAAUCACUUACCCUAUGAUUCCCUCACACAGUCUCAGAGGGCGGUGUAUUCCAUCGCGGUGGUAUCGAGAAUUCAUUUCGGGUUGAUACUUACCUGGUUCAAUACGGCUGUGUGUAUGAUAGUCCUAGGGAAGAUAUUGGGAUGGAAAGGAGAAUUGUGGGAGCCAUGGGGAUGGCCUCCUAUGUUUGGUUCGUUGGAGAAUUUGUGGGUACAUCCUGGGCUGUCUACAAUGUGGUCCAAGACAUGGCACGGAUAUAAUCGAAGGUGGUUAUACGUCCUGGGAUGGAUAGGUAUUGGCGAGAACAUCCUCGGACUGACCCAUACCGGUAUAUCAUCUCAUCCUUCUAUCCCUCCUCAACCUGAACAUCAACGAAACAACAAGUCGAGCGGUACAUCAUCCCCUUCCGAGUCCGGCAGGGUGUCACCUUCCCAUCCUAUAGCCUCAUCAAGCUCUCCCGACGAACCGAACAGGGCAAUAUCCACCAAAUUGGUUAUUUCCAAUCUUGUCAAGUCAUUCAUAACGUUCCUCCUAUCAGGCACGAAUCAUGAUGCAGGAAGCCUUGCUUUACUCAUCAAGAACCAUCCUCGUACCGAACCUGUAUAUCUGAACGAUCUGUUCAGAUUGACCCCGUUUUUCAUCCUUCAACCUGUUGGAUUGGCUUUGGAAGCUCUCGUCAAAUCCAUCUACCGAUCGAAUAAAAAAAGAUUCGUAGACAGAGGCAAAGAGCCGAGCUGGCUGGUCUUUACAGAAAGGUUGAUAGGGUUCGUCUGGACAUGGACGUGGCUAGGUUGGACGGCGAGUCACUUCGUAGAAGGAAUGGCUCAUCUCGGGGCGUAUAGGAGAGAUGGGGAUAGAGAUUUGUACUUUAGUCUGUGGGGUGGGCUAGUAUGGGGUAAAUGGAUGAUCUGA
Messenger RNA from Kwoniella botswanensis, 1641 nucleotides. RefSeq lists its product as uncharacterized. The coding region runs from base 1 to 1641 and encodes 546 amino acids. The record is from RefSeq and is a predicted model, not a curated record. Lineage: Eukaryota; Fungi; Basidiomycota; Tremellomycetes; Tremellales; Cryptococcaceae. The transcript has 3 exons. Gene Ontology annotation, biological process: lipid metabolic process.